CUCUCUGUGCCCUCUUCUUCCUAGCCGAAUUCUGCUGGUCUCCAUUGCGGCUACUGUUCUUGGGGUUGCCCUCUCUCUCUCCUUCCUUUGGUUUUGGGCGGUUUUCUUUUGCUGAAAAAAACUAGUUCUUGAUUGGUUCUUGUCAUCUUUGGGAGGACAUUGCUCUGGGUGUGUGUCAAGAUUGUGCUGGGAGCAUAAAGCUGGGAUCUUUGGCCAGAUUGUAGAGGGCUUCUGGUUCUUGUCACUGGGGGUGCUUUAGAGCAUUUCUUGGUGUCCAUUACUGUUCUGGGUCAUAGAGUUUCCAAUCUUUGGCAAUUACUCGGAGGAAUUCUUGAGCUGUGUGCUACUGUUUCCUUUCCCUGAUAAAUCAACCAAGGGAAGGGAAGGCUGUAUAUUUUCCCUUUCUUGUUCUUGAUCUUUGCAAUAAUUUUGAUCAUCUUGAAGAAAAGAAGUGUAAAGUGUUUGGCUGUGAAAUGGCUGAGGUGAAGCCUGAGGACAUGGUCCAUCAUCCACCCAUGGACCAGCUCCAGGGAUUUGAGUACUGCAUAGACUCCAAUCCAUCCUGGGGUGAAGCAAUUGCUUUGGGCUUUCAGCAUUACAUUCUUUCCCUGGGCACUGCUGUGAUGAUCCCAACAAUGCUGGUUCCUCUUAUGGGUGGAAAUGAUCAUGACAAGGCAAGAGUUGUUCAAACACUGCUAUUUGUUACUGGGAUAAAAACACUGCUCCAGACAUUAUUCGGCACUCGACUUCCUACCAUCAUUGGGGGCUCAUAUGCAUUUGUUGUUCCAAUCCUCUCCAUUAUCCGUGACCCAUCGCUUGCGCAAAUUGCUGAUGGCCAUACUAGAUUUGUGCAGACAAUGAGAGCAAUACAAGGCUCCCUGAUAGUCUCCUCGAGCAUUCAGAUAAUUCUUGGCUAUAGCCAAUUGUGGGCAAUUUGCUCCAGGUUCUUUAGCCCACUUGGGAUGGUUCCGGUGGUCGCGCUUGUGGGGCUUGGCCUAUUCGAGAGAGGAUUCCCUGUGAUUGGGAGAUGUGUGGAGAUCGGCCUUCCAAUGCUCAUCCUGUUUGUCGCGCUCUCCCAAUAUCUGAAGCAUGUAAAUGUCCGGCAUGUUCCAGUUUUGGAGAGGUUUUCGCUGCUUAUAUGCGUUGCUCUUGUGUGGGUAUAUGCCCACAUCCUCACAGCAAGUGGCGCCUACAAGCACACAGCCCUGCUCACCCAGUUCAGCUGCCGAACAGACCGUGCCAACCUCAUCUCUUCUGCUCUAUGGAUAAGCAUUCCGUUCCCGUUGCAAUGGGGUGCACCAACAUUCAGUGCAAAUCAUGCGUUUGGUAUGAUGGCUGCCGUCGUGGUGUCGUUAAUUGAGACAACUGGAGCUUUCAUGGCUGCUGCCCGGUUGGCAAGCGCAACACCACCACCUGCAUAUGUGCUGAGUAGAGGCAUUGGAUGGCAGGGAAUCGGUACCUUACUAGAUGGUCUAUUUGGCACUGGUACUGGAUCUACUGUUUCUGUUGAGAAUGUUGGUCUUCUUGGAUCAACAAGGGUUGGUAGCAGGAGAGUGAUACAGAUUUCUGCAGGAUUCAUGAUCUUCUUCUCCAUGCUAGGAAAAUUCGGUGCACUAUUUGCCUCCAUUCCAUUCCCAAUAUUUGCGGCUAUAUACUGCGUAAUGUUUGGCAUUGUCGCUGCUGUGGGACUAUCCUUUUUGCAAUUCACCAACAUGAACUCAAUGCGCAACCUCUUCAUUGUUGGUGUCUCCCUCUUUCUUGGCUUAUCAAUACCAGAGUACUUUUCUCGGUAUACCACGAGCGCACAACAAGGACCAGCGCACACUAAGGCUGGAUGGUUCAAUGACUACAUCAACAGCGUCUUCUCGUCUCCACCGACUGUCGCCCUCAUCAUGGCGGUUCUCCUUGACAACACACUCGAUGUCAGAGAGGCGGCAAGGGACCGGGGAAUGCCAUGGUGGGCGCGAUUCAGGACGUUCCGAGGCGACAGCAGGAAUGAAGAGUUCUACACCCUGCCAUUCAACCUCAAUAGGUUCUUCCCACCAUCUUGAGCAGAGCAGAGCAGAGCUGCCGAAAUUCAGAGAAUGCAAAGACAAAGUUCCAGAUGCACCAAGCAGUGAAAUGUAGUCUGCUUUUGAUAGGGUAGAACAGAAAGUUGAGCUGACAAAAUGAGCAAUUUUACCAGCAGGCAAGGAGGAACUCUCUUCUAGCUGUCCACUUGUACAUAGAAACGAUUCGUUUUUCUUUUCAUCAGCUUCAACACCGAGGAUGUUUGAUUUUGCUGUAAGCAAUUAAUUAAUAUCUUGUGAACAACUGGUCAUAUUAGUUUGAAUAA
Messenger RNA from Oryza sativa Japonica Group (Japanese rice), 2335 nucleotides. Its product is annotated as nucleobase-ascorbate transporter 2. Lineage: Eukaryota; Viridiplantae; Streptophyta; Magnoliopsida; Poales; Poaceae. Gene Ontology annotation, cellular component: membrane. Gene Ontology annotation, molecular function: transmembrane transporter activity. The record is from RefSeq and is a predicted model, not a curated record. Gene Ontology annotation, biological process: transmembrane transport.